CUUCGUGUGCGUUGGCUUGAACCGGAUUGUUGAAGCCUUCGUAAACCAAAAUGGAGCAGCUUCGCAGCGUCUUGCUUGAAAUGUAAAUCGAGUCAUGUGAGUUUUGUUUACAUCGGAAAUAGACUCAGCUGCACGUGUCGUGUGAACUGAAACCACCAAGCUAACUAGAAUUAGCUUCACGGGGAAAUUUUUGCUGUGUAAUAAAGUGGCCCCCUACAGACUAUGGCAGUCAAACCUUUCACCUCAGAAGAGGCCAAGGGAAUUUUGGAUCACUUGCAGCAGCCUGCCGUCUUUCUGAACAUGACCAGCGAUUGGCCCGUCCUCCUCUGGACCGCAGAGCAUCUCUCCAGUCGCCUCGGCGACAGACUCGUCAGAUUCAGACUGGGAAGAAAACAGAAGACAAGCGCUCCUCUGUUUGAGACCCAGUGCUCCUAUGUGCAGGCCCGGAUCGCGCACUUUCUCUGCUGGACCCAGGGUCAAACUGAUGUGGGGCCUUUUUCUGAGUACCCCUAUUCAGAGUAUUGGGCCUAUGCCGACUACAAAUACAUCGCCAUGCUGUUUGAAGACCAGCCUUCUAUGUUUGAGGAUGUAAAGUGGUCUGACUUUGGUUUUGAGGGCCGAAAUGGAAGCGACAGCACCGUCUGGAUCGGUACAAAGGGAGCCAACACGCCCUGCCACAUGGACACUUACGGCUGCAACCUGGUUCUACAGGUUCAGGGGCGGAAGCGGUGGCACCUCUUUCCUCCUGAGGACACAACAAACCUUUACCCGACUAGGAUUCCCUACGAAGAGUCCAGUGUCUUCAGCUUGGUUCAUGUUCAGAGUCCAGACCUGAAGAGGUUCCCUGCAUUUGGAGCUGCUCAGGCUUACAUCGUCACGCUGCAGCCUGGACAGGUGCUUUAUGUUCCCAGACACUGGUGGCACUACGUGGAGUCAGUAGAUCCUGUCACUGUUAGCGUCAACACCUGGAUCGAGCUGGAAGUGGACGACUUCGCCCGAGUCAGUGAAGCGGUGACCAAGAUGGUUGUUUGGGCUAUCAAAAGUGCUGAGAGUGAAGACAACGAUGACAGCUGGCUCAACCCCACGGAGGAAGGAAGUGCAUCCCAUAAUGAAAACUUGCAGUAUCUGAACCUUGCAGUGGCGGCAUGCGCUCAAAGGCCGAGGGGUCUCUGUCACGGCGAAAUGAGCUCAGAUGUCAGCGACGCUCAUCCAGUCAAGCGGGACUCAAGCGGACAAUUGAAAAGCAGCGACUCGCACAAAAAUCCCCCCAGCUUUAGUGUUCCUUUUGGGCCACAUCUCAUAGCCGUGUGCUGCCAACAAGAAAACCCCGUGGAGGACGAUGAGAUCAGCUCUUCCAGAGACGAUGUUUCCACCUCUCAAAACGAUGAUGCUCCGGGCUCAGAGGGAUCACCGGCCACUUCUGCUGCUCUUGAACAGGAAAAACACGCAUGUGGCACUGGGUUAACUCCAUGUGGACUAUGUCAAAGUGCAGCUGGAACAUCAAAAUCUUCCCCAGGGGAGAAUAAGUCUAAAUGUACAGCAAUAUCCACUAAUGACCUAUUAGCCUGCCUGGUGCAUCCUGAGAUCGUCGGCCGUGUCACAGAGCUUCUCUUGGAAAGGCACAAAAAUCCGCUUUGAUGCUCAUCUGCCAAAAUUUACUUGAAGAAAUCCCUUCCAGCCCAGUUUCAAUCCAACUAAAUAUGCCUUAAAUGUUUUCUUUUCUAGCCCCAGGUCCACAAAUGGACCGCAGAUGUUCAGACAACACAAGCAAACCAUUAAGGAGCUCCAACAUUUCCAUCUCUCAUUAUGCUAAUCAUGUUUGGAGCACCAAGAACUAGAAAAAUGACCACUUGUAUCACGUUUGUAUGCUAAUAAAGCGAGCAAUUGCAUAUAUCA
Oryzias latipes (Japanese medaka) is the source of this 1896-nucleotide messenger RNA. RefSeq names its product hspb associated protein 1 (gene hspbap1). Lineage: Eukaryota; Metazoa; Chordata; Actinopteri; Beloniformes; Adrianichthyidae. The record is from RefSeq and is a predicted model, not a curated record.